AUAAACAGUCGGGGAUUGAUGUGAAUCUCUCGCCACAGUAUCAUCCGCCGGCAAACAAAAAGGUUCCUUUGGGCAGACUGACAAAUACUCUCAGGAGAGCUCACGACGUUGUAUCUGGGCCACGGCGUUGAUCAGCAUAAUCAUAUGUACAGUGGUUGCAGGGCGAAGUCCAACAGCAUUAAGCAGCAUCCUACCCUGUGCUGUGUUGAAUCAGACUGAGGCAACGCUUUGUACGUGUACGUGUUGUGGUGUCUCAGAUUUCCCUAGUGCUCUCUGCAUCUUGCACAGCAGAAUGUUAAGUUGUGGAAAUUAAGUUCGAAGACACCAAGAAUGAGUGUGACAUCUUGGUUUCUGGUGAGCAGUUGUGGCUCUCGCCACCGACUCCCAAAAGAGAUGAUUUUUGUUGGACGUGAAGACUGUGAACUAAUGCUUCAGUCUCGCAGUGUAGACAAGCAGCACGCAGUAAUCAACUAUGACACAGCUACAGAUGAGCACCGGGUAAAGGAUCUUGGAAGUCUGAAUGGGACAUUUGUGAAUGAUGUGAGGAUUCCUGACCAGAUGUACAUAACUCUAAAAGUGAAAGACAGUAUUCGUUUUGGAUAUGAUCCUAAUAUGUAUAUAUUGGAAAAAAGUGUACAUACAGUUCCUGAAGAGGCCCUAAAACAUGAAAAAUACACCAGUCAGUUUCAAAUAUGUAUGAAAGCUGCAGAAGACAAGAAGAUUGAGCAGCCUGACCUGGGCCUCGAUCAGCCAAGUACAAAAUUAGAGUCCCACAGACAAAAUUUUGAAAAAGUUGAAAAGAAAGGACCUACAGACAGUGCCACACUUAGACCCACGCCUCUAUAUGGCCAGCCAUCAUGGUGGGGCGAUGAUGACAUGGAUAACAAAGGAGAAAGAGAUGAACCCAAGAAAGCAGAAGAUCCCAGCAAUGAUAAUUCCAAGGAUGUGCCAAGAAGUGACCAGGAAAUCAAUGGGAACAUUUCAGAUUAUAAAGAUUUUGGAGAAAAAUCUGUUUAUUCGUUUCGAAGAGAGCCCAGCUAUUUUGAAAUUCCAACGAAAGAAUUUCAACAGCCAUCCAAGCCCCCGGACUGCGAGGUUCACGAAAUUCCAACAAAGGAUACAGAUACAAUCCAGUCCCCACGAGUUCAGAGUCAUGCUUCUUUCACGAUUGAAUUUGAUGACUGUAGCCCAGGCAAAAUGAAAAUAAAGGACCAUGUGACCAAAUUUCCAUCGAGACAAAGAAAGGCACAACAAGUAGAGAGACUACCUGUGCAAGGGGAUGCACUGUCAGCAGAGAAUAAAGUAGUUGACUGGCUGGUUCAGAAUGAUCCGAGCCUCCUAUUGAAAAGGCAGACUCAAAGGGAUGAAUAUAGCACCAAGAGUGAUCACCAGAUUCACAUAAAGACUUUGAAAGGUUGUAGACAUGAAGAUGGCACACAGAGUGAUUCAGAAGAUCAAGUUGCAUCUAAGCAGCAGAAAGAAAACGGUUCUGCUCUGGAAUCACAACUGGAGCAAUUCCAAAGUUACAAUAAUGAAACCUCCAAACUCUGUCAGGUCCAGCACGAGGGCCAAGAUAUGCCCAUUGGUCAACAAGCUUUUGUUAUUGAAUUCUUUGAUGAUAAUCCUCGCAAACGUAGAGCACACUCUUUCACUCAAAAUGCAAAUGCUAUGCAAACUGACUCUUAUGUUGCCCUUCGAGCUAAACUAGAAAAACGCAAAGGCACUUCUGCAUGUGAGAAAGGGUCAGUACAACAGGUCCAAUCUCUGGUCCAAUCAAACAAGACUAUAACUAGUUCAUCAGCUCCCCAGAGGUCUAACUCACUAAAGAGAGAAAAGACAGAAGAGCGAUUAAGUACCUCUGCUACUUCGAGCUCCAAAGGUUUACUUCGAAGUUUUGGGAGUGUAGGCCGAAAGAGUAAGCUCAGCCAAGAGUUUGCUGCUGAACUGUUGAAAGAAACUACAAAAAGUUUUACUGUUGUGGACAAAUCUCCAGAGUCUCUCCCAGUGACAGUUGCACAAGUGACGGUAGCACCCUCUAUACUGGCAACAGCACUACCACAAGUAUCAUCUCCAACAACUUCAACAAAACCAGCCUCCAAACAAGGUGAUCAAGAUAGCCUGAGUGAUACAGGUACAUAUACCAUUGAAACAGAUGCACAGGACAAAGAGGUUGAAGAAGCUCGUAAAAUGAUAGACCAGGUAUUUGGUGUUUUUGAAUCAUCGGACUUUUCUCGGAUUAACACUGAAAUUUAUAGACCUGUGAUAAAUGAUGAAAGCUAUCCUGCAGUGAAGAAUGAACAUAUUGUGUGCAACCAGAAUGCUAGCACUUACCAGCAAGCUGCUUCAUUACAGGCAUAUCAUACAACCAUUAGUGGCUCAGAUACAGUGGCACAGAUGCGUCCAGGCGGUCCGAUCUCCCAGGGGAGUCAAAAAUGGGUCUCGAGAUGGGCAAGUCUUGCUGAUGGCUAUAAUGGUGCUGGGCCCAUUAGUACGCUGCGUGACCUUCAACAGGGGACUGGAGCCGUGGUUGAUCUUGGGAAUUAUGUUAAGAAUAUGGAAACUCUGGAUUCAGAUGCAGCAUCAACAACGAGCCAGUCUUCCCGAAAACGGCGAACACUUCCACAGUUGCCAGGAAGUGAAAAGCUCGAUAGCCCAAGAUCGAAAGAUUUCCUUCAGCAACGCGCUUUUCCCAGCAGUGAAUCAAUAAAGAAGUUGGACCUGGAAUUGCAUUCUUUUCCACAGAAUCAUGAAAAGUUGCAUAUACAUGAAGACAAAGACUUGGAGCCUGACAGUUUGAGUGAUGACAAAUCUGAUGAUUCUUCACAUGUUCAAAAGGGGAAGGGUAGAAAAUGUAGAAUUUCAAAGGUCACUAGAAAGUUACACCAAGGGCAGACAUGGAAUGAUCAUGGCAGAUCUGAGGCUCGGCAAUGGGUAACAGAAACAAAUGCGCAAAAUGCAGCCAAAGAGUUACCAGCUCUGCACAGUACAGUAUGUGGUGCGGAAUGUGAUCUAAAAGCAGCUUCCUAUGGCACCGUAAAAGAUUUGGAAAGCUCUUCAGCACAAUUGAGAGCUAAAGAAAUGCCAGCAAAGUUUGAGCGAAAGCCAAAGGACCAUGAGUUUGGAUCAAAAUCAACAAUUAUUACAUCAUCUGCAAGAUGGUCAUCUGUCCCUGAUGCAGUCCAGCCUGCUGUGGGAAAUAAAGAUGUAAUCCACUCCAUAAGUAAAGUGAGUCAAAUAACUCAUAGAAGCCCCUCCCAAGAAAGAAAGAAAACAUUUACAAAAGAAUCUCGAGCACCUGUUAUCAGACAAGAGAGUUUUACUAAAGACAGGCCAAGUAUUGAAAACAUGAUCAAUAAAAUUCCUAAUAUUUCAAGCCAGCUACCCUUCAAAGACCACGCACCAGGUUCCUACAAUAUAGAUUACACUGAGGAAACGCACCUCAUUCUGAAAGACACUGAAGCUGCAGUGGCAGCCUUGGAAGCAAAACUCCAGUCUCAAGAUCACCAUUUUGGCCAACAAGAAAGUCAUUCCUACGCCCAAGGAGAAUCGCCCUCUGGAGAAUCAGACAAUGACACCACAAGCUCUGUGAGCUUGAAAAGUAAAAGUGUCACAAGUUCUGCACAGCGACAGAGCAGUGUACAAAAAGGGAAAACGGCUCCAUCAGUACAAGAUCACUCUCAGCCAGCCAACGCUCGGGAAAGGCUGACAGAGAAGCGUAGAGCCCAGCUGUCAGAUGUGUCCAGCAAACCAGAUUACAACAGGCGCUUUCAUCUGAAGCGCAGCACAGGUUCUCGCGGCUCCACAGACUUUACAGAUGAUGAAAGAUCCUCUAGCCUUCCAUAUUUACCAAUUGCUGAUAUAGGCUCUUCUGAUCAGGAGCAAUCUCAGACCAGCAAAUCUCUGCUACGGAAAAAGUUUUCUAGUUCGGUGCGCACAAAAGAGGACUUGAGCAAAACCGCAAAAUCUUCAGUUCAAACAACGUUGACCCGUUCCAACAGUCUGUCCACACCCAGGCCCACCAGAGCUUCGUUACUGCGGAGGGCUCGCCUGGGAGAUGCGUCAGAUAAUGAAAGUGCUGAUGUGGACAAAGCCUCGUUAGCUUCAGAAAUAUCCACCACAAGCUCAACUUCCUCCAAGCAGCCAGCAGAUAAGAAGUUGUCACGGCUCGACCAGCUGGCUUUGCCGCGGAAACGAGCAGGGUCUCUCACCGUAAACAGUGACACAGAAACCUCCAUGACAAGAAGCAGUUUCAGUGCCCGAAGUAUUGAUGUGACAAGCACCAGUCGAAAGCCAGCUAGCAUUGACGCAAAAGCCACAUCAAAGAAAAGUGCAGGAGGUUCGGUGAAGCAGACGCCACGAGUCCGUGCUAGUGUUGCAAAAUCGUCUUCUAACUCAAGAUGGAGACAACAAACUUCAGAUUACACUUCUACUUCAGAGGAAGAGUAUAAUUCAAACCACACCUCUCCUAAACACAACCGCUUACAUGCUUCAACAGCCACACCCAGCGGUAGAGGCCAGUCUUUGAGUUCAGGAAGAACAAGGCAAAAUGUGGAUGAUGAUGAAGAUCCAUAUGAAAACUGGACGACGCACAGUGCUGAAAUUGCAAGACUCAGCCAAGAUUUAGCCAAAGAUUUGGCGAUCCUUGCGAGGGAGAUUCAUGAUGUAGCAGGAGACGGGGACUCUUUCAGUUCGUUACCACCAUCUACUCUUGGCUCCACAAUUUCAGCCAGGGAAGAGAUUCCAAAAUCAUCAUUACGGACAUCCCUUAACUCUCAGUUGGUGCAGCACAUUCCUGAAGCAAGUCUGAACUUUCAGAAGGUUCCCCCAGAUUCUUCAGGAAUUAAGAAAGAUUUGGAUCAAAAUAUGAAUGAUAGCAAAGAUCCAGAUUCAAAAAGAAGAAGCUGGAACAGAGAAGAGGUCAUAGUAGAUAACCUGAUGUGGAACUCAGUAUCCCAGCUGUCACAGUUCAUACGAGAAAAUAUGGAGCAAACUGCUUCAAAAAUAAAAAUUCUGUUCCAAAACAAGGAUAGAAAUUGGGAAGAUAUUGAGGCCAAAAUAAAUUCUGAAAAUGAAGUGCCAAUUCUCAAAACAUCAAAUAAGGAAAUAUCCUCAAUUUUUAAGGACUUGAGAAGAGUUCAAAAGCAAUUAGAUGCAAUCAAUACGAUCAUUGAUCCUGAUGGCUCUCUGGAUGCCUUGAUGGGUAAUCAGAUCUCGCCAAGUUCAACUUCUUCAACUUCUUCAAUGAAUAUGAAAGAAAGGACUGCUAAUACUGUGGUCUCUUCAAAAGAUUUGCCAAAAUCACCAGCACAGAUACCGAAGGAAUGUGCCCAGCAAGAUUCUAAACCAUGCCAGUUGUCUUCAGAUGCAGACAGCAUUGACUCUGAGUCAGAGUGUAAUACUCAAUAUACCACGAUUGAGCCAAAAAUGGAAGAUACAGUCACUAUGCUUUGAAAGAGCUAUUUAUUUUGGCCAUUAUUUGACCAACGUGCAUUGUUGUUGCUAUGUGAGAGUGUGGUUGUGAAAAAUGUGUAUAAAAUAAUGCUGUGUGCGACUGAUCUAUUGCACAAAAAAGCUUAUUCAAAAAAUAGAAGUUGGCAAAAAAACUUAUUUUAGUUAAGCUAUAACAUUUUAGUCACAUCCAUUCAGCAUAGAAGCAAAUGAAAAUAUGAUUAAACUGAGAACAUUUCAGUUUUAGGCCAAACUGUACCAUUUGAAUACUAUAUAACAUUAUCAUGCACUGAAGAGUAUACUAGUUGCACAGGUUGUACAGUUGUUGCAUGCCAGGAUUCAGCACAAACCUAAUUGAACAAUGGCUGCAUAUUUAGUAAGUUGUUGCUUUUUUAUAUCAAUGUUAGAACAGGGACAGCCUAAUACUUAACUCAUGUUGGUGGGUUAAAUAUUGAUUAAAUAUUCUGGAAUGGAGAAAUUUUCCUCUUACCAAAACUUUAUGUAGUUUCUUAAAUAUUUAUGGAAUAGGUGAUUAAAUGUAUUCAGGUCAAGUAUGUUGUAUUAUUUUGUCACAUAGUACUAUGCAUGCUUAAGGUUUUUGUAACCCUUUAUGAUGGUGAACAGGUUUUUAUUUUGAGAAAUGAAGUCCAUCCACAUCCCUUCAAUGGCAUAACAAUUCUAAACCUUUAAAGCAAUUUUCCACUGUAAGCUAUAAGUCAUUCAGACAAACAUGGCUGCUCCAGCCAUCACUUCCAAAAGAGAGCAAAUUAGACAUAUUCCAAUCAGAAAUGGAGAUUCACAGAUAUAUGUCAUGUCACAUUUGAAAAUGUCAAGGUGUAAUGAGCAGAACACUGCCUUUGGAAUUAUUUUAGGUUAUCUGUAUUUAAAGUAUAUUUUAUUUUAUUUUUCCCACCAGUCUGCUUAGUUUUGACCUCAUAAUCUCCGUCCACCAGCUGGAAGACCCCACACAUUGGCUAAUGAGCUUCUCCAGUCAGUAUUGCUACUAGCAUUAUCUUUACUUAACUGGAAAUUUGCUGCACUGCACAAAGUGACUUCUCCACUAAUUUAUCAUGCUUAAGAUCACAGGAUUCUCUCCAACUCUUAGGAAUUGGGAAGAGUUUGUCUCAAAGACGGUUGAAGUUUAAAAUAACUGAAAAUGAAAAUAUAGUGCUGUAAUACAUGUAAAUAUUGUGUUAUAAUGUUUCAUGUUUGCAAAGUAACAAAAUUGGUAUAGAUCUUAGAAAAUAUGUUUUAUUUAUGCCAUAGAAUUAUUUCCUCUAAUGGCUUAAGCAUAUAAGUUUGCAUUUAUGCUUUAACAUUAGUGAUGCCGAACUUGGAAGGGAAUUUGCCAUCUUUAAAGUUGUUGAUCAGUGCAAAGCAGUUAAAAUGACUUCUGGGUUUAUUGUCUAAAUAAGUGAAAAAAGCAAUUUGAGUUUUGAAAGGUAAACAUUAUGAUUGGUCAUAAUUGGUUACAAAUAUCUCAUGAUGUCCUCAUGAUUGGUAUGGUCAAUACAUUGUCUAAACAUCGGCAAAAUCUAUGUAGUUGGAUUGAUAGUUUGUACAUACCAUGAUACUACCUAGUGGCACAAUUAUUUCAAAUGCUUGGUUCUUAUUAUCAUUAGGUCAGAACAGCUCACCUGAGACAAUACUAGAGCCAAAGAUCAAAUGACAUGCUCUUAGCUUUGCAUCCGUAUUUAUUUAAUCGGUCUGCCUUUCAAAUCAAUAUGAUUUAACAGAACUUCCGAAGAUCUAUGGAACAGUUCUGUAGUUAUUAAGCAUCUUUAUACACCAGUUUCUAGACCUAAAAACUGAGUAAUAAUAGCUUGAGAUUACCUUUGGAACACACAUUGCAUUUAUGUACUGUAUGCAUUGUGCAUGUCUCUAUCAGUUCCUAAGCUGCAUAUACAAUGUGUCAAGGCAAUUUUUUGUAUUUAUCAUAGCACAGGAGCUGGUACAUGUUAUUUUGGAGGACAGCAGUUAUAGGGGUCUAACAUUUUACAUGUACAGCAACUAUAUGUUUGAUGUGGAUUCUUUGCCUCCUCUUCCAGUAUGUAGCUAAUGUUCUGCACUUACCAGUGUUCCCUUUUGUCAAAUGUGUACUGUGGGAAUCUGAGGUAUGUGUGUUAAUACAAGAAUACAUUAUGUCAAGGGUGUGGCUUUAAAACUACUGAGUGAUAUUGCCUUUUAUCAUUCUCAUAUUCCACUUUUGCCAGGGUAUUGUUUUAAAUAGUGACAAAGUAGUGGAAUUUUAUUCUUCCAGUUUGGUUCAUUUUUGAUUUUUAUGUGCUCCAAGUACCUUGUUUUCCUGUCAGUUUUUUUUAAAAAUUGCCUUUUUGGCCUGAUCCUGAUAACUUUGAAUACAUACAGUAAACACAGUGACUUUAUUAAUAAGUGAUUGUCAGCAGCUUUAAAUGAGAGGUUCGUAUUGCUUACUUCAGCUGUUUGGGAACAUACUGUAUGUUGCUAACAAAAAGGUGUCUCUUGUGUGUUCAUAAUUUAAGCUUCUGAGGACAUCGUAAUUUUAAUAGUACAUUACAAUUUUGCCAAACAAUCUGGAAGAACUUGAGCAUAUAUCUGAAAUUGAUUAGUUGAUAUUAAAGUCAGAUUGUAGUCUGUGUACACUAGAUUUUCCUAAUGAAGGUGAAUGCAAUUCCUUUACAAUUACCGUACUCGGUUCAUAAGUGGUGUCCUGGUGCUGAAUUGUCAAAGCGCCUGUUAGCCGGCUGAUGUUCCUUUUCUUUAGUGACUCAUUCAUUAUUCUGUGUGUAAUAGCGUAUUUACAUAAGAAAUGCAAAACAUACAGCUCUUAUUUCCAGCUGGAUCAUGCCAAUUUUGUACUAUUGUAUUUCUGUAUGCUGUCCAGCUUUCAAUUUGGUGUAUAUUUCACUUUUUGCACUGUUAUAUAUAGCUGAAUAUAAUGAGCUUUCUUUCAUUUGUGGCUGGCAUCAAAGGUGUAAUUUAUUUUAUCGCCUUACAAUGAAUGACAUGUAAAUUUUGUUAGGAUGAAAGUACUUCUGAUUCUUAAUUGUUUUGCACAUCAUGGUAUAGUUUUGAAUAAUUAAUUAUUUAAGUUUUUGUGG
Molecule: messenger RNA, 8528 nt
Organism: Stegostoma tigrinum
Lineage: Eukaryota; Metazoa; Chordata; Chondrichthyes; Orectolobiformes; Stegostomatidae
Product: centrosomal protein of 170 kDa protein B-like
Exons: 20
Coding region: 331-5451 (1706 amino acids)
Molecular function (GO): protein binding
Source: RefSeq, a predicted model, not a curated record